UCACCGUGCGAGAAGAAGAGUCGCUUCAGUGACGUCAGCAGCGUGUUUUGGGAAGGCAGGAGGAAGAUGGCGGGGUCCAAGGUGAAGCAGGACAUGCCUCCUCAGGGAGGCUAUGCCGCGUUUGAUUACAAGAGAAACCUGCCAAAACGAGGAUUUUCGGGAUACACUUUGUUCGGCAUUGGCAUCGGCAUCAUGAUGUUUGGCUACUGGAGGCUGUUUAGUUGGAACAGAGAGAGGAGGCGCCUGCUGUUUGAGGAGAUGGAAGCCAGGAUAGCUCUGAUGCCUCUGCUACAGGCAGAGCAGGACCGAAGGACCUUACGGAUGCUGAGGGAGAACCUGGAGGAGGAAGCCAUCGUCAUGAAGGAUGUUCCCGGGUGGAAGGUCGGUGAGACCGUCUUCCACACCGACCGCUGGGUCACCCCUCUGACAGAAGAGCUGUUCAACCUCAAGCCCCGCGAGGAGCUUCUGCACCAGCGCUUCGGCUUCUUGUGGUACGUGUAGUCACCACGGCAACCUACCGGGUCCUGAGCCCCGGCGCCGUCUCCCACAUCCAGGACCGCCGCUCCGUUCAGCUUGUAAAUGUUCCAAUAUUAAAGUAUCUUUUUUCUGUACCUCA
Messenger RNA from Mugil cephalus (flathead mullet), 616 nucleotides. RefSeq names its product NADH:ubiquinone oxidoreductase subunit A13 (gene ndufa13). The transcript is spliced from 5 exons. The coding region runs from base 67 to 501 and encodes 144 amino acids. NCBI's taxonomy places the organism in Eukaryota, Metazoa, Chordata, Actinopteri, Mugiliformes, Mugilidae. The record is from RefSeq and is a predicted model, not a curated record.